Molecule: messenger RNA, 6303 nt
Organism: Ictidomys tridecemlineatus (thirteen-lined ground squirrel)
Lineage: Eukaryota; Metazoa; Chordata; Mammalia; Rodentia; Sciuridae
Source: RefSeq, a predicted model, not a curated record
ACGUAGAAGUCCUGGUGGUGUUUGUCGGGCUGUGGCUGCUAGUCCUUCUGCUGCUUUUGGUUUUUUUCUCAGUGCUACGCAGGGCUUCUUCUGGCGGCCCUGAGGGUCCCGAGGGUCGGCCGCCAGGCACAGGUUUCCUAAAAGGAAAAAUGGAGGAAACUCUAAAUCAAAUGCAGCCACUGAAUGAAAAGCAAGUAGCCAAUUCUGAAGAUGGAUAUGUAUGGCAAGUCACUGACAUGAAUAGACUGCAUCGGUUCUUAUGUUUUGGUUCUGAAGGUGGGACUUACUAUAUCAAAGAACAGAAGCUGGGCCUUGAAAAUGCUGAAGCUUUAAUUAGAUUGAUUGAAGAUGGCAAAGGUUAUGAAGUGAUACAGGAAAUAAAGUCAUUUAGUCAAGAAGGCAGAACCAUAAAGCAAGAGCCUUUGCUUUUUGCACUUGCUAUUUGUUCCCAGUGUUCUGACAUAAGCACAAAACAAGCAGCAUUUAAAGCUGUUUCUGAAGUUUGUCGUAUUCCUACACAUCUCUUUACUUUUAUCCAAUUUAAGAAAGAUCUGAAGGAAAGCAUGAAAUGUGGUAUGUGGGGUCGUGCUCUCCGGAAGGCUAUUGCAGACUGGUACAAUGAAAAAGGAGGCAUGGCCCUUGCUCUAGCAGUUACAAAAUAUAAACAAAGAAAUGGCUGGUCUCACAAAGAUCUGUUAAGACUAUCACAUCUUAAGCCUUCCAGUGAAGGACUUGCCAUUGUGACCAAAUAUAUUACAAAGGGCUGGAAGGAAGUCCAUGAAUUGUAUAAAGAAAAAGCACUUACUGUGGAAACUGAAAAAUUAUUAAAGUAUCUGGAGGCUGUAGAGAAAGUGAAGCGCACAAAAGAUGAACUGGAAGUCAUUCAUCUAAUAGAAGAACAUAGAUUAGUUAGGGAACAUCUUCUAACAAAUCACUUAAAAUCUAAAGAGGUAUGGAAGGCUUUGUUACAAGAAAUGCCUCUUACUGCAUUGCUAAGGAAUCUAGGAAAGAUGACUGCUAAUUCAGUGCUUGAACCAGGAAAUUCAGAAGUAUCUUUAGUAUGUGAAAAACUAUGUAAUGAAAAACUGUUGAAAAAGGCUCGAAUACAUCCAUUUCAUGUUUUAGUUGCACUAGAAACUUAUAAAACAGGUCAUGGACUCAGAGGAAAACUGAAGUGGCGCCCUGAUGAAGAAAUAUUAAAAGCAUUAGAUGCUGCUUUUUAUAAGACAUUUAAGGUUAGUAUACUCAAUGCUAGUACUGUUGCUGCAGCAAUGUGCAUGGUUGUUACACGAACAGAAAAGGAUUCUUCUAUAGUUGCUUUUUCACAUGAAAUGGUACCAUGCCCCAUGACUACAGAUAUGACCUUACAACAGGUUUUAAUAGCUAUGAAUCAGAUCCCAGCAGGUGGAACAGAUUGCUCUCUUCCAAUAAUUUGGGCUCAGAAGACAAACACAGCUGCUGAUGUCUUCAUUGUAUUCACUGAUAAUGAGACCUUUGCUGGAAGCAUCCAUCCUGCUAUUGCUCUAAAGGAGUAUCGAAAGAAAAUGAAUAUUCCAGCUAAACUCAUUGUUUGUGGAAUGACAUCAAAUGGUUUUACCAUUGCAGACCCAGAUGAUAGAGGCAUGUUGGAUAUGUGCGGCUUUGAUACCGGAGCCCUGGAUGUAAUUCGAAAUUUCACAUUAGAUGUGAUUUAACUAUAAACACCAUCAUGACCUAAGAGGUCCAUUGCUAUCGCUGAAAAUAUGCAGCUACUUCCCACCUAAUCUCAAUCCAGUGAACGAUGAUAGUGCAGUGUGUGCAUAAUUGAAAGUAACUUUACCAAAAAAAAAAAAAAAUUAAAAACUAGGAAGAAGGAAAAAUAAAGAUGAGCCCAAAGUUCUAUCUACUAAACUAGCUCUUGGGAAAUAGCUUCAGGAUAUUACAGCUUCCUCUCUCUCAUAGAGAACUUUUUGUUAAUAGAUACUAUAAAAUAGUCGAACAGUUUUGCUCUGGUCAAUGAUACAUUUGUACUUCAAAAAGGUGAUAUCCAAAAGUAAGCAGUUCCACAUCAUGUUACUUAUUUGAGAAGUGCUUAAUGUUUUCUUAAAUGUUUUCAUUGGAAAAGGACAGCUUUGAUAAUACCCAGAUACUCUGAAAUGCACUAGACCAUAUAACUGUGAAGGAAUAUGAAACUCAUCUGUAAACUUUUAUAUAUAUGGGAUAAAAAAACCUAAGACACAUGAUUAAAUUAUGAGUGAGUUUUAAAAUUUCCUUUCAGAGUUUUCUAAGAUCAUAUAAAUAACAGCUUUCUUAUUCAAUGAAACAGAUAUUUUAUUCUUGAUGUUUUAUAGUUGUAGAAUCUGUUACCAUUAAGAAGAAACAUAAUGGAAAACCCUAAGAAUGUUAUAGGGCCUGAAGAGACUAAAAUUUGUUGGGUGUGGAAUUGGUUUUCUUUGUUUAUUGUGUUUUAUUGCUCUGAAUGAAGGCUGUAACUUGACAGUGAUUUCCUCUAAAUAACAACAUAGCCUCAUGUUGUCACAUUUUUGGUUUUCAUACUCACAAAAGGAAAUAACAUUUCAAGAACUUGAGUUCCCUAUUCAUAAUCUUAACAGUAUAAUAAUUAGAAUCUCAACUGCCUUUGUGACAGAACAUUCUUUUUUGAUAGGGCAAGCCAUGUCUUUCAGGUUUGAAAAGCAGUUUUUGAGUAGCAUAUUUUGAACUAACCAGUCUGUAGGAAAUUGCUAUUUUUAUCUUUUGUUUAUGUGCAUUAAACUUUCUUUACAUUACACUAACAUAUGCAUUAUUUUCUUGAACAAGUAUCCCCAUCUUCAUUAGGAAGUUUAACAUUAAAGCAAUCUGUUGAAAUGUUAGUAUCUAUUCUCAUAAUUCUAUAAAGGUUGUCUAAGAUAGCUGUUACAUGUAAAACUUGCAUUUUUAUGCAUUGUUCUUUAAAUAUUAAAUAAAGAUUUUUUUAGGGUUCUUAAAGCUCUUAUGAUAAAUGUAAAACAAUAGUAAACAUAAAUUAUAACCACCUAUGUGCUUGGGAAUUAGAGAUUUUAUGUUUUGGAGGCAAGGUGACUUUAAUAGUGUGAGGAUUUGAAUAUGUAUUUCUUCUAUUUUCAUAGUAGUUUGGGGCUUUGGGAACAAUAAGAAAAUGUUCUUUUCAAAUGUAUUUGGCAUAUUAAUGGUGGCUUUGAUAUUUAGCUAUUCCUGCAAGACAACUAAUAGCAGUUUUUAAAACUAGUAACAGUUAUUUACGUAAGAGAUUUUUGGUCCACAAAGCUAGUUGUAUCUCCCACUCCAGAUACACAUUGUUUCUGAUGUUUUUCUGGUUUUAACCCUCUAUCUAGCAUGGAAUGGAUUUAACAGCCACUUUUGAUACAGUAUUAUGUUUAGAUCAAAUUUGAAGAACCCAAGAUCUUCAAAAAUUAAAAAUUAUAAUAUGAUUUUUUAUUCCUAAUAGAACUGUUAAAUAGAAUAUGUUUACUUAACUUCAGUUAUGUGCUAUUUAGAUAGAGCGAGCUUUCAUACAAAUAUAGGAGCUAAUUUUAAACCCAUCAGAAAAAUGUAUUAGAGGAGACUUUUUGAAGUAUUUAGAUAGGUCUAAUUAAAUGAAUUAGAGUAAGAUUUAAGAAUGACAAAUAUGAAAGGAAAACUGAAAGAAGCCACCAGAGAACAUAAUUUUACUUUCAAAUUAUGACACUUUAGAGCUUGAAGGAUACCUUAGAAACUUAAAAACUAACUUUUGAAUUUCAUCUGGAGACCCAAGGUUCAAAACAGAAUGCUAUUUGAUUCUCUUAACACUAUACGUGAUCUACAAAUCUUGGUCUCUUCAUUCCCGUUACACUUUUCACUCCCCACAUCGUGGGAACACAUUCACUUAGAAGAAUAGAAUUAUUCUCAGAAAAUAGAAUUAUUGAAAACUUUUAAGGAAAUGUAUAUACAUGAUUGCUUUAAGAGUAGAAAAACAGAUGUAAACAUUAUCAUUUUUAAUUCAUAGUAAUCCUCAAGCACAAUUAUUGUUUUAAUAAGCUAUGUUGCUAUAUAACAGUCCUAUAGAAAAAAGUAAAAGACUUUACCUCAUUAUAAAUAGAAUGUACUUGAGUGAUAAACAAGCUUUAUUUUCUGAAUUACUUCUAGGAUUACUGUUACAUUAAUAUUGGGGAAAAUACUGCUUUUAAAAACAGUCCUGGGCUGGGGAUACAACUCAGUUGUUAGAGUCCUAGGUAAUGACAUAUUUCCAAGAUAUAGUUGUAAUUAGUACAAUAAAAAAUGAAUUUACAGUCUCACCUUUUCUUAUUAGUUGAAAUUCUUUGGAAACUAUUUAUUAAAACAUUAGCUAAAUAACUAUUUUAAGAGAAUGUUAGUGUGGCCAUAAGGUUGUGAAUGAAAUUUAGUGUUGCCCCAUUGGAACCUCUUUUGCUUUCUCACUUUUUUUUUUUUUUAAGAGAGAGAACUUUUUUUUUUUUUUAAUAUUUAUUUUUGGUUUUCGGCGGACACAACAUCUUUGUAUGUGGUGCUGAGGAUCGAACCCAGGUCGCACGCAUGCCAGGCAAGCGCGCUACCACUUGAGCCACAUCGCCAGCCCCUGCUUUCUCACUUAACUGUGUGGUUGUGACUCAACCUGUUCUGUUCUUGCAGUUUUCAUAAAGUAACAUUUGAUGCUUGGGUAGUGGAAGAAUUAGUGAUUUAUUAUUGAAAAAUUAAAAGGCUCACGAUACUAGUUAGAACUUUUUUAAUUAAAAAUAUUCUUGUUAAUAGAUACGAGUUUUGAAGGAUUAAAAUGUUUUAGAAAACUAGUUCAUUAGGCCAAGUAAUUUUUUUAAACAUUGCUGUUCAGAAUGGAAAAAUGCAGAAGAAAGAUUUUCACAGAUAAUAUAUUGACUAAAAAUUCACAACACUCUGAUAAAGAAGGAAGAAAUAUAUUCUAACACUAACAGCCUCUUGGAUAGAUGAAAAAACUAUAUCUAAGGGGAUAAUAUAACACAUUUGCAUGAGCUUUUAAAAUGAUAAGUCUAAAAAUGAUGAAAUACUAUUUAUUGGGUUCUUUUUUUCCCCUACAUUUUGCAAAAAUACAUGUAUAAGUUUUGGAAAGAUAAGGCAGAAUUACUGAUUAAAUUUGAGGGUCUGACAACAUAAACUGAAGUUUAAAAGCUGAAGUCUAGUCUUAAUACCACAGGUUGGGGUGAUUUAAGGUACUGUCAUAUACCCUCAAUAUAAACAUGCACAAGAAAGACUAAGAAAAUGUUAAGCUAUGAAAUUACUAUAUAUUGUAUGGAUUUCACUUAGUGUUUGCCCGAUGUCUUCACCUUUAUCUUAUUUAAUGAAAAUUCCUUUUAUACCUCCCCCCCCUUUUAAAAUUCCUUUCUUCUAACAUUUUCACCAUCUUUUUUUCUAGUCUUAUCUACCUAGGUAAUUAAAUGACAGGAAAGUCAACCAAAUUUAAGAGAGAUGAAUGUCUUUUAGACUGCUUUUUGUUUCAUACAGAUUUAAGGUCAUAUUUUUUUUCAAAUUUAUAAUGACAGGUCUCUUAGAGCAAUAACCAGAUUGGUAUGUUCUCUCUCCAAAUCAAGUUAUAUAAUAAAAAAUGUAUUAGAUGUUUCCAGAAAUUGUGUGGUCUUUCACUAAUAUCAGUGAUUGACCCUUCAUUUGUAUUUGUAGAUGUACCUACCUGUGUUGAAAGGAACUGCUCUAGUGUACAAGCACUCGUCAGAAAAUAGUUAACUACUCUAGCCAAGUGUAGUGGCACACACCUAAAAUUCCAGUGACUUGGGAUGCUGAGAGGGGGAUCAAAAGUUCUAAGCCAGCCUUAGCAACUAGGAAAAUUCCCUGUUACUCUAAACUUGGCAAGACCCUAUCUCAAACAAAAAGAGCUGGUAAUAUAGCUUGGUGGUACAGUGCCCUGGGUUCAAUACUUGGUACCAAAACAGAAAAAUAACUAACUAGUCUUUAAUAAAAUACCAUAUCUCAUGUUCAUAUUAAGUAUUUCACUGAGUAAACUCCCUCAUCCCUCGCCACAAACACAGCUUACAGCAUAAAAAGCCUUGUAUAUAACCUGUAUUGGAAUUAAAUGCUUUUUAAUUGGUAAAUUUUUAUUUGCUUUUCUGAAAAAUUAUGGAAUUUACUUUAAAAAGUUAAUUCUAAGAUAAUAUUUUUAUGUAGAAAACUAAUGUAGCUAAUCAUACUUUUUGAAUAAAGUUAUAAUAAAUGGCACAUUUUCCUAAUCCCUGAAAAUACCAAGGUAUACAGGAAAGUGAUAGAAAAGUGAAUAUAUUAUAGGAUUCUGUUACUGAAAUUAAGGUGAAUAAAAAUCCACAAAAGGUU